AUGGUCUCCAGGCCUCCGUCUGAGCCCGAAAGGGCGACCACGGCGACGAAGCCCCCUCUGCCUCCGGCUCCGAAGCCCUCGACAACAACCUCUGAAAAGGCUCCUCCCCCCGGACCCGAAGCUCUCCUUGUCGCGGAUGCGCCUGCCGCUGCUGUUCCCUCUGCCCAGCCAGUGCCGGCUGAACCCCAGGCUGAGCCUCAGGCGUCCCCUGCUGCACCAGCGGUGUCUGUCGCCGACCCCUCGGCUCCCUUGCCUGCGGGGCUUGUUGCCGCGCCUGAGUUGCCGACUCCUGCCUCUGCCUCGUCCCCGCAGGCGGCGUCCGCCACCACUGGCGGCCCUGCCCCGUUGGUUGCGCCGCCGGUUGGUGGACCGGCUGCACCUGCUGUGCCACCGACUGCUCCUGUGGUGCAGAUGUCACGCCCGCCGUCACCUGGCCGCCGCCCAUCUCGCCCUCAUUCUCCCGCUCCCCAGCAGGAUCGUCAGUCCUCCCGGCGUCGGCGCAAUUCUCCACUUCGGCCGCAUCAGCAAGCCCAGUGGCACGCGAACCGUGGCGGCCACGGUGGCUGGUGGGGUCCCCGCGGCCGCGGUGGUGGUGGGGCGUACGAUCCGCCGGUGAGGAUGGCGGAUCUGCAGCGGGCGGUGUCAACUGCGGCUGUUCUUCCGGUGGAUCAGCCGCCUGCCGCUCCCGUCCCGCAUCAGAAUACUGCCCCGUCGCCUCCCGCUGCCUCUGCCUCUGCUCCUGUUCCUGGCUCUCGGCUUCGCCUCCCGCCCGUUCCGCCUGUUGCGGGAGUUGAAUUUGUGGCGGCGGGGGGGGGGUCGCAGUAUCCCCAUCCCGGGGUUGGCGGUUCUGCAACUCCCGCCCUCGAGGAGCCGUUUCAAUUUCUGGCGCAGGCAUUACAGCCUCCGCAGUCCCGCGUUCCAGAGGCCACUCUCGCCCAGCUCUUCCGCCUCGCGGAGAGCUUUCAUGCUCUGCUUCUGAUACAGGUUCUCGCGCAUUCAUCACUUCCCGCUGUUCCCCCCGAGACGUUCCAGGAUCGCCACCGCGAUUCGUGCCUGGAUGCAGCCGACCAGCUCGCAGUGCUGCUGGCGCCCGUGCUGGCUGCGCCCGUAGAGGGUGGAGUUGCGGCUGCUGGGCAGCUCGAUGAGGCUGUACGCAGCCUGAGGCGCCAUUUGCGUGCAGGUUCUGGAGCCGCCGCGAUCGGCGCAAGCACGCUUGUGGUCCGGGAGCUGUGGCGCUCCCUGACGGGCGUUCUUCACGCCCUUGGAGCUCACCGCAUGUAG
Messenger RNA from Closterium sp. Naga37s-1, 1281 nucleotides. The record is from the annotation of a GenBank genome assembly. NCBI's taxonomy places the organism in Eukaryota, Viridiplantae, Streptophyta, Zygnematophyceae, Desmidiales, Closteriaceae.